UUGUCCGGCCACCCCCACUGCCCAGUCCCGCUCCCGCCCGCGGCGGCCGCAGCAGCCGCAGCAGCAGCGGCUCCAGGAUGCUCUGUUGAAGAUGCACUGGACACCGGAACACGCCCAGCCCCUCAACCAGUGGCCAGAGCAACACCUGGACGUCUCCUCCACCACCCCGUCGCCCGCCCACAAAUUGGAGUUGCCCCCUGGCGGUCGCCAACGCUGCCACUACGCUUGGGCACACGACGACAUAUCCGCCCUCACUGCCUCCAACCUCCUAAAGCGCUAUGCAGAGAAGUACUCGGGGGUCCUGGACUCUCCCUACGAGCGUCCCGCCCUGGGCGGCUACAGCGACGCCGCCUUCCUCAACGGCGCCAAAGGGGAACCCGAGCCCUGGUCAGGGCCGGAGCCACCCUACCCCUUGGCCUCACUCCACGAGGGCCUCCCAGGAACCAAGUCGGGAGGUGGGGGCGGUUCCGGGGCCCUGGGGAGCUCCCCAGUUUUAGCCGGGAACCUCCCUGAACCCCUCUACCCCGGCAAUGCGUGCGGGGGCCCGUCGGCGGCGCCCGAGUACGCGCCGGGCUACGGCGGGGGGUACCUGGCGCCGGGCUACUGCGCCCAGACCGGCGCCGCGCUGCCCGCGCCGCCCCCUGCCGCGCUCCUGCAGCCCCCGCCGCCGCCCGGGUACGGGCCCUCAGCGCCGCUGUACAACUACCCCGCUGGGGGCUAUGCGGUGCAGCCCGGCUACGGCGCGCUCCCGCCGCCCCCGGGGCCGCCCCCGGCCCCCUACCUGACCCCAGGCCUGCCCGCGCCCACGCCCCUGCCCGCACCCGCGCCGCCCGCCGCCUAUGGCUUCCCCACGGCCGCGUCGGGCGCCGAGGCCGGACUGUCGCUGAAGCGCAAGGCCGCGGACGAGGGCUCCGAGGGCCGCUACCGCAAGUACGUGUACGAGCCAGCCAAGGCCCCGGCGGCCGACGGCGCCUCCUACUCAGCCGCCGACAACGGCGAGUGUCGAGGCAACGGGUUCCGGGCCAAGCCGCCGGGAGCCGCGGAGGAGGCGUCGGGCAAGUACGGUGGCGGCGUCCCCCUCAAGGUCCUGGGCUCCGCCGUGUACGGCCCGCAACUCGAAUCCUUUGAAAAGUUCCCGGAGCGGGCCCCGGCUCCCCGUGGGGGCUUUGCCGUGCCGUCGGGGGAGCCUCCCAAAGGCGUGGACCCUGGGGCCCUGGAGCUGGUGACGAGCAAGAUGGUGGACUGCGGGCCCCCAGUGCAGUGGGCGGAUGUGGCGGGCCAGAGCGCGCUCAAGGCGGCGCUGGAGGAGGAGCUGGUGUGGCCCCUGCUCAGGCCGCCCGCCUACCCGGGCAGCCUGCGCCCGCCGCGGACGGUCCUGCUCUUUGGGCCGCGGGGCGCGGGCAAAGCGCUGCUGGGCCGCUGCCUCGCCACGCAACUGGGCGCCACGCUGCUGCGCCUGCGCGGUGCGACCCUGGCUGCGCCCGGCUCUGCAGAGGGCGCGCGCCUCCUCCAGGCCGCCUUUGCGGCCGCACGCUGCCGCCCGCCCUCAGUGCUCCUUAUCAGCGAGCUAGACGCGCUGCUCCCCUCCCGGGACAACGGCGCGGCGGCAGGGGGCGCGCUGCAGGUGCCGCUCCUGGCCUGCCUGGAUGGCGGCUGCGGCGCGGGGGCUGAAGGCGUGCUGGUCGUAGGCACCACCUGGCGGCCCGCGGCUCUGGACGAGGCGACCCGCCGGCGCUUCGCUCUCCGCUUCUACGUGGCGCUGCCCGACAGCCCUGCCCGCGGGCAGAUCCUGCAGCGGGCGCUGGCCCAGCAGGGCUGCGCGCUCAGUGAGCGGGAGCUGGCAGCGCUGGUGCAGGGCACGCAGGGCUUCUCUGGUGGCGAGCUGGAGCAGCUGUGCCAGCAGGCCGCGGCCGGGGCGGGCGUCCCGGGGCUGCAGCGCCCCCUCUCCUACAAGGACCUGGAGGCGGCGCUGUCCAAGGUGGGCCCUAGGACCUCCGCCAAGGAACUGGACACGUUCGUGGAAUGGGACAAAAUGUAUGGCUCCGGACACUGACGUCGCGCGGGAAGGCCGCGGGAGCCGCUGCUCCUCCGUCCCCGCCGCCUCGGCGUGGGAGGGUUGUCACUGACUAAACCUGGCUGGCAGGGGCCGGAAUGGUGAAUGUGGGGUGGGGGACAGGAGGGCUCUGUCGGUGGAUUUUUUUUUUUUUUUUUUUUUUGUGGGAAGGAAAUGCUUCUGCCAGGCAGAUAGAUGCCAUAUGCGCCGUGUACUCAGGUUUUUCCUAUUUAUUGUGGACUGGAAGCUCGCCAUCUCCGCCCGCAGACCGGGCAGAUCCGGCAUGGGCUGGUACCCGGGGCCUUAGGAACUCCUGCUCUCUUGCCACAACGCUUUUGUCUCCUCGCUAUCUGAAUGGCACCCUCCUUCUCCCUCAUUCUCUCCACCCCUUUCUCUGCAUUCUCUUGGUUUUCUCUCCUUUGCUUUGUCACUUACACCCCUGCCCCCCAUGCUGGCCCUGUUUCUCUCCUGCCCCUCCCUCCCUCUCUCCCUCCCUCCCCAGCUCUCCAUCCCUCACCUUCUGUACUUCAUUCUCCAUCCCUGGCUCUCCAGCAUCCCUGGGCCUCUUGGUCCCUGAGCUUUAAUGCCUCUUUCUGCCUUCUGUUCUCAUUUGGACUCCAGUGGCCCUUUGCAGGAGCUCUGGAGGCCCAGGGGCUGAGGAGGAGGGGAGGAGGGUUACCUCUUACCCAUCUGAAACCUAGGGUCUAGGGAUCAAGGAAAAAAUUCCCCAAAGAAGGGAAGUUUUUUGUUUUUGAGGGGAGAUCCCAGAAAUGUAGCUUGUUUCAUAUUUUAGGCUUUUUAUUUUUGUAAGAUGUGUAGAAUUUGCUGUUUUUAUUUUGACAACUCAGGAAGAAACUGACCUCAGAAAGAAUGUUAGACUUUGGCUGCUCUCCUCUGUGCCCUCUACUCCUGCCCUCGCCCCCGCCACUCCAUUCAGGGGAGCAAAUUCUCCCAGACACUCAAAAAAAUGGGACUUAUGGGGAAGGGGAGAGGAAGACCAGAGGCCUCAGUGAAACCCUAGCUAUUCCUGGGCAGAAGCAGAAUGUAUUCCUAAGGGCUUCCUUCCCAGGGCCAAGGCCUAGGCAUGAGUGUGGGGAGUGGGCUGUGGGGUUUGAGAGAGGGGAGGCCUUAUUUCCCUCCUGCUGCUCCCCGCCCCCUCCCCCACUCCCACCCCUCCGCUGAGUGUUUUCUGUGAAGGGCUAUCCAGAGUUAGGAUGCCUUUGCCCAGGUACUUCCUGAGACCCAGAAAGUAGGCUGGGAGGGCCCAAAUGUGAGGGUGACCUAAGCAGAAAGUCUCCAGAGAGGUCACAUCACCUGGCCCCGCCUUGGCAGAGGUCCCCAAUGACUUAUGCUAGGAGAAUUCCAUCUGGGAAAACAGUCUGGCCACAAAAUCAGCUACUGGACCUCAGCCGCCUCUGCGGGAGGCUCUGAGGAGGGAUGAGCAUCCCUUACUGAGGGGGCUCUGUGAGGAAACAUGCCUCCCUCAUUCCCCUGGAGUCCUAGGUCUGGACCUCCAGAGCUGGGAGAGGGGAGGGAGAUGGACAGGGCAUUUCCUUUGAUCUGGGGGGUUUAGUCUCAGUCCUGCCUGAACUUUCCACCAGGCUUGGAGCCCUUCUCUCUGAGAACCACAUUCCUCUCCUUCCCACCAAUUUUCCCUUAGAGAGGCUUUAGCAGUUUGCUCCCCAGCCCACCCCAGCCCAUUUCACAACUCUGAUCUUUGGUCCAAAGUGGGGGACACGCCCUCCCCACCUCUUUUUCUCUCUCCCACCUCAGCCUCCCUUCCAGUUCCCUGCCCGCCCGUACAUUUCCUACAGAGGCUACUGCCUCCCCUCCUGGCUGGGAGGGUGUCUGUGGGUGACGUUUCAGGGACCCUGGCACCCAGGGCCUGUGCUGGCUCUGUUUUCCCUGCUUCCCUUCCCCCUCUCUUUGGAGCCAGCCAGCUGCAGGGCGUGCCUCAGAAGCAGUGGGCUGCAGGAUCACAGCUGCAGGCUGCAAAAGACCCUCGGAGGGAGCAUGGAGUGAGGGGUUCUCUCUCAGGUGUGUAUGUUUGGGGGGGUGGGGGGUGGAGGGUGUCAGGGAAGUUGGGGAGGGGAUCCCAGCCUUCCCUUCAAGAGGCAGGCAGCUCUGGGAGGUGGAGUCCCCACUGCUUCCUCUACUAGGCUCCUCCUGUUCCCCAGGCUUGGGGAUCUUUGCACAAGGACACCCCCCCAGCCUAGUGGUACCUACCUCAUGGGCACUGGGGCAGGUAGGGGAAGGGCUGGUCCAGUUCUGGCAAUGUUGGGGGGGCAUACCAAAGAAUCCAGGGGCAGGAAGUGGGGAGGGCAACUUCCAAGCUGGCCCCUCCCCCUUCUUCUACCCAGACUGGGGCUGGGAUCCUCUCCUCCCACUGUAACCAUUUCUACCUCAUUUUGCUGCGUGUUGUACAUGGACGUAUUUAUCUCCUGUCUGACGAUGCUCUGCAGUUGUGGUCUGUCUACCUCAGAAGAGACUGUAUUUUAAAAAAAGUAUUACACAGUAUUAAAGCGAUGACAUGUGGUUUGCA
This is a messenger RNA of Cebus imitator (Panamanian white-faced capuchin), 4595 nucleotides long. RefSeq names its product fidgetin like 2 (gene FIGNL2). Gene Ontology annotation, molecular function: ATP hydrolysis activity; ATP binding; microtubule severing ATPase activity. Bases 92 to 2053 code for a protein of 653 amino acids. NCBI's taxonomy places the organism in Eukaryota, Metazoa, Chordata, Mammalia, Primates, Cebidae. The record is from RefSeq and is a predicted model, not a curated record. The transcript has 2 exons.